Messenger RNA from Liolophura sinensis, 1217 nucleotides. Its product is annotated as large ribosomal subunit protein uL10-like. The coding region runs from base 81 to 1028 and encodes 315 amino acids. Gene Ontology annotation, molecular function: structural constituent of ribosome; large ribosomal subunit rRNA binding. Gene Ontology annotation, cellular component: cytosolic large ribosomal subunit. The transcript is spliced from 9 exons. Gene Ontology annotation, biological process: cytoplasmic translation; ribosomal large subunit assembly; ribosome biogenesis. NCBI's taxonomy places the organism in Eukaryota, Metazoa, Mollusca, Polyplacophora, Chitonida, Chitonidae. The record is from RefSeq and is a predicted model, not a curated record.
CAUCUGCCUCUUUCCGCCAUUACAUUUAGAGAAACAGGACCUAUCUUUAAACUGCUGUGAGCAAUCCCUGAUUCACCAAGAUGGUCAAGGAAGAUAGGACCACGUGGAAGUCCAACUACUUCCUGCGUAUUAUCCAAUUGUUGGAUGAAUAUCCCAAGUGUUUCCUGGUCAACGCCGACAAUGUGGGCUCCAAACAGAUGCAGAAAGUACGCCAAGCCCUUCGCAACAAGGCUGUGGUGCUCAUGGGAAAGAACACCAUGAUGAGGAAGGCUGUUCGUGGACAUCUUGAGAACAACCCAAACCUGGAGAAGCUCCUGCCACACAUCAAGGGAAAUGUGGGGUUUGUCUUCACCAAGCUUGAUCUCCUUGACAUCCGUGUCAUUCUCACUGAGAACAAGGUGAAAGCCCCAGCCCGUCCAGGUGCCAUCGCUCCUCUGGACGUCAAGGUGCCCGCCCAGAACACCGGGCUUGGUCCCGAGAAGACCUCCUUCUUCCAGGCUCUCUCCAUCCCCACUAAGAUCACCAAGGGGAGCAUUGAAAUCUUGAAUGAGGUGCAUUUGAUUAAAGAAGGUGAAAAAGUCGGAGCAUCCGAGGCCACAUUACUGAACAUGUUGAACAUCUCCCCCUUCAGCUAUGGACUGCUGGUCGAGAUGGUCUAUGACUCAGGAAGUGUAUACGAGCCAAAGAUUCUGGACAUCAAGGCAGAGGAUUUGAGAGAGCGUUUCAUGGAGGGUGUGCGUAAGAUUGCCAGCAUCUCACUGGCCAUUGGCUACCCUACUGUCGCAUCUGCGCCUCAUUCCAUCAUCAACGGCUUCAAGAGACUGCUGGCCAUUGCCGUGGAAACGGACAUCGAUUUUGAGGAGGCUAAUAUGGCCAAGGAGUACCUGAAGGACCCGUCUAAGUUUGCCGUGACUGCCGCUGCCGCAGCCCCCGCUGAUUCCGGCGCUGCUGCCGAAAAGAAAGAGGAGAAAAAAGAAGAGCCAGAAGAAGAGUCUGAUGACGACAUGGGCUUUGGGCUGUUUGAUUAAGCGCGCAGACUCCCUUGUAAUCACACAUAGACCCUGUUUGUGCAAGUGGCAGAAGAUCUGUUCAUGGCACUAUCUGUUUAUAGCUCCGAAAUGCCGGCCGCAACAAUGUUGCGAGACCAUAUGGCAUGGGGUGUUUGUUAGUGGACAGGGAACAUUGGGAAUAAAAAAUACUUGAGAAAGUAAAAGAAA